Messenger RNA from Gongylonema pulchrum, 201 nucleotides. The record is from the annotation of a GenBank genome assembly. NCBI's taxonomy places the organism in Eukaryota, Metazoa, Nematoda, Chromadorea, Rhabditida, Gongylonematidae.
ACACGGUUAGAAAGGAUUUCGGAUGGAUGUAUGGAAUUUAUCAAUCCGCAAGUAAUCGAAUGCUUAAUGUGCAGUAUGACAUACACGCUACAUCGCCCAUACAAUAUGUGCCGUGCUAUUCGUCAUUUACGAGCACGACAUCAAAAUUUGAUGCCUGAAUUUGGGAAGACUGCGCCGCAAAUGCAACCUGCAACAGGUUAG